CUGUGUGUCCCUCUCCUUCCCUCUCUGUCCCUCUCUCUCUUCCUGUGUGUGUCAGUGGAGAAUGGGGAACACUGCGAUUUCACUGUGCUGCGCAACAUGCUGAUCAGGACUCAUAUGCAGGACCUGAAAGACGUCACCAAUAAUGUACACUACGAGAACUAUCGCAGUAAAAAACUGGCUGCCGUCACCUGUAACGGAGUGGACACAACAAAGACCAAGGGACAGCUCACAAAGAGUCCCCUGGCACAGAUGGAGGAGGAGCGUGGGGAUCAUGUCACAAAGAUGAAGAAGAUGGAGGCUGAAAUGGAGCAAGUCUUUGAAAUGAAGGUGAAGGAGAAGAAGCAGAAACUGAAGGACUCGGAGGCUGAGCUGGAAAGACGCCACGAAAUGAUGAAAAGAAACCUGGAGGCACAGUACAAAGAGCUAGAGGAGAAGAGGCGAGUUUACGAGGACGAGAAGGCCAACUGGGAGGCUCAGCAGAGAAUCCUCGAGCAGCAGAAACUCGAUGCCUCCAAGACGAUGGAGAAGAACAAGAAGAAAGGAAAAAUCUUUUGAAGAGGAACAGAAGACGUUUUACAUCAGCUCGAUUUUUCUUCAUCCCCUCUGAAGUUCACAUGUACUGUGGCCCUCCUAACAUACACCCGCAUCAGCACACACGACUCUGAGAUACAUUCAACACGCACCACGUAUGACAUGGACAUCAUUACAAACACACAGAUACAAACAUGCGAAGGCCCACAUGCACAUCUCUCUACAUCUGUUGAAACCUUUUCUUUCCAUGGGGAAUGCAUGUUUUUGUGAAAUUCUAUUUUCCUAUAUUUCCUGACAAAGAGGAGAAGCUCGAGUUCCUCUGAGCUACAGUAUGGCAGGGACCGUGAAAAGCCAUUUGUACACAUGUAGUAGUAAUUGUAUGUUCUCUACAUAGUCAAUAGAUCUGCAGCUAGACGUACUAUCCCUCUCCUCGACGCUCUUUUUUUUUUCGUUCUUUAACUGUUUUACAGAAAUGUAACACAAGUGUACACACAUUAAACACUCGGUCAUUCAGACGUCACUGAGAGUGCAAGAAGAGAAUGGUGAGCGUAUGUGAGUAAAGAGAAUUGAAUCGUGUAACAGUUGAGGAGGCAGAAUUCAGAAGCAAAGCCCCCCCCCCCCCCUCACUCUUAACAAAUGGCACAUUGAACUAAUCUUAUAAAUGCUUUGUGAUGUGCAGCCAGCUAACUGCCGACAUGCUAGCCAGACGGGAUCAUGCGAGCUAUGUAAAGUCAGAGUAGCUUUUCUAACUGCACUUCUUUCUCUGGAUUGCAAACACAUACUUGAUAUUUGGUCAGUAAUAAGUUUGCUAAUGGAACAAUAUUUCUACCCGGCAAACGCCUUAAAUACGAUUAAAAGUUGAGUGUCAUAACUCCUAAAGAGUUCUGACACUACAACAGAGGAGAACAAAGCAGACUAGCUACAAAAAAAAAAAAGCUUCCUCUGAUUUUGACUUGUGUUCCCUGAAUGGCCAGUGUCCUUAAGAUGGCUUGCUCUUACGCAGAAUUGUGUGCUUCAAAGCUAAACAUAAAUAAAAUGAAAGGCUCCUGCAAGAAUAAAAAAAAUCCAUGUAAUAAAAUCUGCCAUUUGAAGUGAUGGUGUGACCGGGCUUUAGAUAAGAUAGUGCCCCAGUGCAGUGGCAGGUGUGGGUUGUAAAUGUAAGAGCAGGUGUUGUUUUAUACAUGCUGUGUUUGAGGUGAAGAUACUGUGUGAUCAGAAACAGACAGGAUUAUGGAAAGAUAGAACUCUUAAGUGUUGUCACAGCAGCCAGAAUUUAACCACUGCAGUGUGUUCCCUAUUUGAAUAUAUGACGAUAUGCAAAAGUGUCUUUGGUGUGUGCAACUUGCAGGUAUCAGUGAUUUACAGAGAUGUUUUUUUUUUUUAUUGUGAUGUAAGUGAUGGAUGUUGUCAUCGAUCUGAACCUUGAUGUCCAGCUUCCUGUGAGAAUAUCCCAGCCAGAGGGGAUUAAUUAUCAAAAAGCUGAAAUGCUCCUUUAACCCUCUGUUCCUGCCAGAAAAGACAACUGUUGGGAAAAGUUUGCCAAUUCAGCCAUAGCUUUGACUCGGACUUCACUUUAGACAUAAAUGCUUCCACACAGAACAACAUAACACCCCUCUGCUCUUCUCAGAAUAUGUGAAGUCCAGAGUCAGAGAGCUGUGACGUGUUCUAACCUUUACUAUACAUUUCCCAGAGAUGUAUGUUUUAUUUUCAUAUGAUUAUAAUGAUAUAAACACUACUUUGUGUAUGGUUAAAGAAUGACUCCUUAUAUCCUGUGUAGUUUUCCUAAAGAACUCCUAGAUUAAUCUGUUAUUUUGGUAUAGCUUUUUAGGUGGCCUGCAUUUGAAGCAAAAUCUUAAAGGGACACACCUGUACUGUCAGCACAUCAAAUAUUACCUGUAUGGAAAUGCAUAUAUUGUGUACAUACUGGAGGCUACUUGGUGGCCUUUUUUUCUCGUUUUGUUUAUUCUCUUUUUGCUCCGAUUAUAUGCCAGGAAAAAGAGAACCUGUUUUGUAAAACAUGUCUUAAGAAUCUACGGAUACAUUUCCACUGAUUGAUACACACGCAUAUAAAACCCUACAUCUAUGCCGAUGAGUACAACUUCUCAGGACCGCUCAGUUGUGCGAUAUUUAAUCUUUGGGUCCAAAGGGAAGUAUUGGUCCUACAAUAAAUUUUAAAAAAAGCAGUGACUGAUUUUUUUUCUUUUAAACUAUUGUGAACCAUUCACCCUCGAAUAACACACACAUAGACAGCAGUUUGGGUGAUUUUUUUUUUUUUUUUGUAAUAGUUUCUUUUUAUAUGUACACUGUUUUCUGCUUCUUUUCUUUGUUUUAUUAUAUGUUCUAUCUCUAACUGUACAUGGUUAAUAUUAAAGUUGACAAGGUUAUGCUAUAA
Labrus bergylta (ballan wrasse) is the source of this 2923-nucleotide messenger RNA. Lineage: Eukaryota; Metazoa; Chordata; Actinopteri; Labriformes; Labridae. The record is from RefSeq and is a predicted model, not a curated record.